Molecule: messenger RNA, 1888 nt
Organism: Camellia sinensis
Lineage: Eukaryota; Viridiplantae; Streptophyta; Magnoliopsida; Ericales; Theaceae
Product: protein ALP1-like
Molecular function (GO): sequence-specific DNA binding
Source: RefSeq, a predicted model, not a curated record
UAAAACAAAAAACCAAAAAUUAACGAAGCAUCUCAAGCUAACUACUCUCUCUUUCUCACACUGAAAACCAAAAACAUGUAGAGAGAGAGAGAGAGAUAGACAUCAAUGUCCAUGUUUCUUACUUUUCUUGCCACAUUGUCUUAAACAAAAACACCAACCCACACAACAGUUUCAUAUAUUUCUCAUCACUUCUCACACAAACAAAACAAAACUCUCUAUUUCUCUCUUCCUAUUCGAAGUGCUCACUAUAGCAUGCUCCAAACACCACACACAUACCAUUGACACACUGUAAAGGGUUUCUGGGUUUUUGAUUCAAUUGGGUCUUUCUGCGCUGAUGGCUCCUGGUAGAGGGUACAAAAAAAAGAGGAAGGUAGAGAAGAAGGUUCAAACAAACCCUUCAGCUUCUGGGUCCUCUGAAGAUGGGUCUGUGGAUUGGUGGGAUGUCUUCUCCAAGAGGAUUGCUGGUUUUUUAUCUUCAUCAGAAGGUUUGGAUAAGUUUGAGUCUGUGUUCAAGAUAUCCAGAAAAACUUUCGACUAUAUAUGUUCGCUUGUGAAGGAACAUAUGAUGGCCAAGACAGGAAGCUUCAUGUUUAGCGAUGGAAAGCGAAUGUCUUUAAAUGAUCAAGUAGCUGUAGCUUUAAGAAGGCUAAGUUCUGGUGAUUCACUAAUUUCCAUCGCCGAUUCAUUUGGGACGAAUCACUCGACAGUCUCUCAAGUGACCUGGCGUUUUGUCGAAGCAAUGGAAGAAAGUGGGCUCCACCACCUUCAGUGGCCUUCCACAGAGCAAGAAAUGACAAACAUAAAAUCCAAGUUUGAGCAAAUCCGAGGCCUUCCAAAUUGUUGCGGGGCGAUUGACAUCACGCACAUUACCAUGAUGCUGUCUUCGUCCGAAAAGGCAAAUAACGUGUGGCUUGAUCGUGUGAAGAACCACAGUAUGAUCUUGCAGGCAAUCGUGGACCCCGAUAUGAGGUUCCGGGAUAUAGUGAGUGGAUGGCCUGGGAAAAUGCAUGAUUUUGAUGUGCUUCAAAACUCGACUUUCUUCAAGCUGUGUGAGCAAAGAGAGAGGUUAAAUGGGAACAAAAUGAAGCUCUCGGAAGGAACAGAACUAAAGGAAUACAUAGUUGGUGAUUUGGGUUUUCCAUUACUACCAUGGCUCGUCACGCCUUAUCAAGGAAAAGAGCUUCCCGAAUCCAAGGCUGACUUCAAUAAGCGACUUUUUGCAACGCGUGUGGUGGCACAGAGGGCAUUGGCGAGGUUGAAGGAGAUGUGGAGGAUAAUUCAAGGAGUGAUGUGGAGACCCGACAAGAAUAGGUUGCCGAGGAUUAUCCUUGUAUGCUGCAUUCUUCACAAUAUUGUCAUCGACAUGGAAGACGAGGUGCUUGAUGGGUUGGCUUUGUCUCACCACCACGACCCCAAUUACAAACAAGAGAUUUGUGAAUCUGUUGACAAUACUGCCUUGGUUGUGAGAGAUAAGUUGUCUCUCUACUUGUCUGGAAGACUGCCACCUUGAGUGGUUAUAUUGUCUGUCCAAUUCAUAGUUAGAAGAGCUUCAAACAGGACAUCGUUGCACAGAAAGAAGAUUAAGGUGAAUCAGACAUUUGGAUUUGAUUCUAAGGUUGUAAAUAAACUUGGACAAGACAGUCCAUGGCUAGGCGCAACCUGCGAGUUCAUAAGGUAAAUGGCUGAGAGUACCAGGUGAGAGGGAGAGAUUUACAAUAAAACAGUGAACUGCUUUAUAGAGUUCUAGGGUUUAGUUUCUAUAAUUUCUAUAGAGAGUUGGACUAAUCUGGUUUUUAGUUGUUUAUUGAACAUUUGAGUCUCUGUUCUUUGUUUGUGAAGCACAUGAAUUGCAUGGGAGGUAAGCUUCCAUCGCUGCUUUGAGUUUCUA